Fundulus heteroclitus (mummichog) is the source of this 3865-nucleotide messenger RNA. It is a transcript of the gene ncapg2, whose product is annotated as non-SMC condensin II complex, subunit G2. The coding region runs from base 146 to 3562 and encodes 1138 amino acids. Gene Ontology annotation, cellular component: nucleus; condensin complex. Lineage: Eukaryota; Metazoa; Chordata; Actinopteri; Cyprinodontiformes; Fundulidae. The transcript is spliced from 27 exons. The record is from RefSeq and is a predicted model, not a curated record. Gene Ontology annotation, biological process: mitotic sister chromatid segregation.
AAGACGGAAACGGUCCAUCCAAAUUUGCGCGGGUGCACGCUGUUAUUGUCGCUGUCAUUUUCUCCAGGCUGGAAAGAAAAGGAAAAAAAAAACCAUAAACGAAAAGCUUCCAGGUCACUUCGCUUCGCUUGGAUAAGCCGGAAUAAUGUCCAAGCGAGAGGCUUUUUUAGAGGCAGCCUGCAGGGAGAAGGUGGAGGACUUUCUUCGCUUUAUUGCUCUCCAUAAGAACAAAGCUGAGCCCUUCGAUGUUAAGGAGGUGGUGGAGGAGAUGCCCAGAGAGCAGCGGGAGGCUCUCUGGGGGCGGCUGGAGUCGCUCCUGCGGGAGAUUUUGCUAGAGUUGCCUCCAGACCGCUGGGAGGAGGAGGCGAUGCAGCAGGAGGCGGCUCCAGAUCCUAAACAUGUCAGGGCGGUGGUGGACGGUGUGGCCUUGGUGGCUGCUGUGUCCCUGAAGGUUUUACAGGACGGGAACAGCUACAGCGCACUUUUAGAUAUCGGCCACAGACUUCACGAUGUUUUGGUGUCGCUCCCUGAGUCAGAGGCGUCGCUGCAGCUCCACUUGCAGGAGCUGUUUGAAGCCUGGUGGAAGAUGGGACUGCUGGGGAGGGAAAAGUUUGGUCGCACCGCUUUCCUCAUCUCUCUCCAGAAGAGCUUCAUCCUGAAGAAACCGGGUGCUGAGAUCCAGAGAUUGUGGAGUCUCCACAAUGUUCUCACGGUUCUGGAUUACACGUCAGAAGACAACAAGCAGAUAAUCGACUUACUGCUUCAGUGCUUUCACCGUCCUUCUCACAUCAGGAGCGACGAUGGAAAGCGAUUCCUGGUCUUCCUUUUCAGCUGGAACGUUGAUUUUAUCAGGGUCAUCCAUGGCAGCAUUAAAAACCAGCUGGAGUUUUAUCCCAGGACCAUGACUACUCAUAUUGCGGAGAUCUACUUCCGAGCCUGGAAAAAGGCUAGCGGGGACUUCUUGGAGACCAUCGAGAGCUCAUGCAUUCAGGAUUUCAUGCAAAAUGCCAUUUUCCUUCUAAGAACAUCGCCUGUUCACUGCAAAGUUAGACAGAUCGUGAGUUAUUUCCACUCUCGGAAAGGAUGUCAUCGCGUGGACAAGAUGCUGUAUAACCUCUACAGGCCCAUCCUCUGGAAAUCGCUCAGUGUUCCUAACUUUGAGGUGCGUGCAAACGCCACUCUGCUGUUCACCGAGGCCUUCCCAGUCCAUGACCCAGAUCUGAGCAACACCAAUGUGGAGAGGGACAUUACGAAGCAGCUGGAAACAGCCAUGGGGCUCCUUGACGACCCUCACCCCACCGUGCGCUCCAACGCCACCUUGGGCGUGUGCAAGAUCCUGGCAAAGUGCUGGGAGCUCCUCCCCCCGGCGGUCAUCACAGAUCUUCUGAAGAAGCUGGUGGUGGAGCUGGCCGCUGACAGCAGCUCUUCUGACGUCCGCUGCGCUGUCUUUAAGUCCCUGACUAUUGUCCUGGACAACCCUCUGAGCCACCCACUGCUGGAAAAACUUCUGCCAACGCUCAAGUACAGCCUCCACGACACGUCAGAGAGGGUCCGCACGGCUUUCCUCGACCUGCUCAUCAAGGUUAAAGCAGUCCGGGCUGCCAAGUUCUGGGAUGUCUGCAGCAUGGACCACCUGCUGGCGCGCCUCGCCAUCGACUCGCAUUCGGCGUCCAAACGCAUCGUUGGCCUGCUCUUCAAGUCCUUCUUCCCUGUCAACGAGCCGGAGAGGGAGUGGUGCUGCCGGUGCAUCAUCCUCAUCCAGAUGAACCCCAUGGCCGCCAGGAAGUUCUACCAGUUUGCUCACGAACACACGGCUGCCACUAACAUCAUAAAGCUGAUGCUGGCGAUUCGCCGCUCUCUGAACAGCUGCAUCCAGGUUAACCAUGACUUGACGGAUAUUAACGACAGCAACAAGGAAAACAGCACACUGGAAGGGCCCGUGUUGCCGGAAAUGGCUGUUGUGUCCAGCUUGCUGGAAGUCGUGGUCAUCCUGUGGAGAAGUGUCGAGAAGGCGCUGAAACAAAACCAAGAGGCGCACAAGUACACCGUUACCAAGUUUGGGAACGUUAUGGCCAAGUAUUUCCAGGCUUUUGAGGACCAGCGCUCCACAGUACCUCUCAUACAGCUGGCCUCGUUUAUGCCCCCCACUGCAGUUCCAACCUUUAGCCGUGGAGUCCUGUCCAGACUGAGGCGGAUGGACCCCGAAGCUCCUCCAGCACAGUUCAGCCAGCUGCUGGACUGCAUCUGCAGCUGGGGCCAGGAGGCGGACAUCCUGGAGCUGGUCUCUGAUUGGCUCGGCAAGUCCACGCCCAAGCAAGGGGACAAGGCCGCUAAAAGCAGAGCGGUGCGAAUCCAGGAGCCGGUGGAGGCCAAACCGGACCUGGCGCUGGCGUAUCUGGAGUACCUUUUCAGCCACUCCUUCACACGGGAGAAAGUCCUGGCUCUCGAUGGGGGGCGUCUGAAGCAGCUUCUUACACUUUUAGGGAACUGGAAGGCGGUGCUCUACGACCACCUCCGCUCCUCCACGGAGGACCCAAACGGUCCCGAAGUGGAGACGGCGCUGAAAGCCUUUGAGUACCACGGUCGUCUCAGCGCACAUCUCCAACACAACUCGACAGAAGGCCGGGACUACCUGCUCUCCCUGGAGCGUGUGGCAGAGUGGGUCGGAGACAAGGUUCUGCCCUUCCUCGCGAAACGCAGGAGCGACGAAGACGGCGGCUGCGAGCGUUCAGAGAAGUCUCAGCAGCUCGCCAGACGGAUAACGGAGGGCUUCCUGACUGUCUGCCGUGACGUCGUUCUGGUGGGUUUGGGGGACGAGACGUUCAAAAGCCAGAUCCUCUACCUGUGCUCCCUCAUCCUCAUCUCAGAGGCCGGCUACAUGUGCAUCCCAGCCGUUCUGGCGCUUUUGAAGGAGGUGGCAAACAGCUCCGUGCCCGACGAUGACAUCCAGGAUCAAGAGAGUCACGAAGACUCCUCCACGGUCAUUUUGGGAGGGGUGGCCAACAUUUUCCAGAAGAUCAUAGAGUUGUUGGCAAGUCGGCUGAGGAAGGAACCAGAAGAGGGACAACUACUGUGCCAGUCAGCCGUUCCCGGUCUGAGCGACUUCCUCCAGGUGGUGCAAACCUGGGACGCGGCUCUCCUUAGCGGGGUGUACUCCACCGUCUUUGCCGUCCUCAUCGUGGAGAAGAGACAUUUGCUUCAGAAGCUUACUCAGACUGAAGAGGUGUUCAUCCCUCAGUCAGUCGAUGAAAUGCCUCCCUUGUCCAGCGUACUGCUGUCCGUCAUCCUCAAAUCUCCCUCUGUCACAAGGUCAUUUCUGGCAGAGGUCUCCUCGUCGCUGGCCUCAGGCGACCUCAGCAGUCUCACCGAGCUGGCAGCCGUUCUGCACGUCUUGGCGGUCAUCAAACAAACGGGGAAGUGCAUAGGCGGCACAAAGAGCGCUGCUGUGUCUGUCCAGAAGCAUCUCGAGAAACACGCAGUCUCUGCUCUGGGCAGCAAUGAAGUCCAGAGGGUUAUAUAUGAAUCUUCAGUGAAGACUUUGAACGAGCUUCUCCAUCUCUGAUCGUCCAUAAAAGAAAAACGAUGUGUGGUUGCCAUGUUUUAUUUUAAUGUUGUUCACAUUUAUACUGCAUCACCAUGUUGAGAAUUAAAUGAAAUACUUAUUCUGUUUCUACAGUUAAAAUAUUCCCAAUUGAUGCUUAAAAUUUAGAAAUGUCUAUUUUUUUUCCCCUCCUACGCUUUCCAUAACUUUCAUUUAUAUUUUCAUAUUUAAACUUUUUUGGAGUGUCUGUAAUUCUCUUUAUACAUGUUGGUGUGUCUACCUGCUUUAAUCCGCAAUAAACAAUAAAUUUAUACUGGAUGUUUA